Messenger RNA from Vespula pensylvanica (western yellowjacket), 530 nucleotides. RefSeq names its product neuropeptide-like 3. Lineage: Eukaryota; Metazoa; Arthropoda; Insecta; Hymenoptera; Vespidae. The record is from RefSeq and is a predicted model, not a curated record. Bases 75 to 389 code for a protein of 104 amino acids. The transcript is spliced from 3 exons.
GCGUUCUCGCACAGAAAUACAGAAGAAUCAUCGAACGCGCUCCUACGGGCUCAUCCUCUUCAAAAUCCGCCAACAUGUUCAAACACUUAGUUCUGAUCGCGCUAAUUGGCUUGGCCUGGUCCGCCCCAGCACCUGCACCCAAACCAGCACCAGCACCGAAACCUCUCUCGGUGAUAUCAGACAUCAAAACACCAGCAUCCACCGCUAAAUUGACACCUCUUGUCGCACCGAUCGCUACGCCUCUAAUUUCAUCGAUUUCUCGCGUAGCUCUCCUACCCCAAUUGACACCGUACGCCUACGCUUAUCCAGCAGCACUUGCCCCUGUGGAAAUAGCCGCAGCACCUUCCACUUACUCUAUCGAACAGCACGGAUACCACAUUACCUACUGAUUCUUUCAUCGCCACCUUGAGUAUUGACCUAAGUUUAGCAUGAACACUACAGAGAACUACCUUACCUUUCGCUGAUAAUCGUCAUGUAUCGCGUAUUGAUAAAGUCAUUCACGCCAAACAAAUAUUAGCAAAAAAACACAA